Molecule: messenger RNA, 1454 nt
Organism: Hibiscus syriacus
Lineage: Eukaryota; Viridiplantae; Streptophyta; Magnoliopsida; Malvales; Malvaceae
Product: pectate lyase-like
Exons: 4
Coding region: 1-1215 (404 amino acids)
Molecular function (GO): pectate lyase activity
Source: RefSeq, a predicted model, not a curated record
AUGGAACUCUCAACACUUUCAUUCAUCUUUCACAUUCUCUUCAUUUCCCUCCAUCUUGCUUCUUCCUCACCAGUUCAAGACCCUGAGUUUGUUGUCGAUGAAGUUCACAAGAGUAUCAAUGCUUCGAGGAGGAGCUUGGGUUACUUGUCUUGUGGAACGGGGAACCCCAUUGAUGAUUGUUGGAGGUGUGACACUAACUGGGAGAGGAACCGCCAAAGGUUAGCCAAUUGUGCCAUCGGAUUCGGGAAGAAUGCCAUGGGAGGAAAGAAUGGUCGAAUCUACGUCGUUACCGACUCUGGCAAUGAUGACCCCGUGAACCCUAGGCCGGGUACAUUGAGGCAUGCGGUGAUCCAGGACGAGCCGUUGUGGAUCAUUUUCAAGAGGGAUAUGGUGAUUACGUUGAAAGAGGAGUUGGUGAUGAACUCUUUUAAGACGAUCGAUGGUCGAGGUGUGAACGUUCAUAUUUCUGGCGGACCGUGUAUCACCAUUCAUUAUGCUUCGAACAUCAUCAUCCACGGAAUCAACAUACAUGAUUGUAAACCGGGACCGAGUGCGAUUAUAAGAGACUCUCCCCAACACGCGGGGCACUGGAGACAAUCAGACGGUGACGGUGUGGUCAUCUUCAGCAGCAAGCAUGUAUGGAUUGACCAUUGUUCGUUGUCGAAUUGCAAUGAUGGGCUCAUCGAUGUCAUCCAUGGAUCCACCGCCGUGACCAUAUCGAACAACUACAUGACCCAUCAUGAUAAAGUCAUGCUUCUGGGCCACAAUGAUGCCUAUACGCAGGACAAAAACAUGCAAGUCACUGUUGCCUUUAACCAUUUCGGGGAAGGACUAGUUCAAAGAAUGCCGAGGUGUAGGCACGGAUAUUUCCACAUCGUGAACAACGACUACACUCAUUGGGAAAUGUACGCCAUUGGUGGGAGUGCAAACCCUACUAUCAACAGCCAAGGAAAUAGAUUUCUAGCACCCAAUGAUAGAUCAAAGAAAGAGGUGACGAAGCAUGAGGAUGCACCGGAGAGUGAGUGGAGAAGCUGGAACUGGAGAUCCGAAGGGGACAUGAUGUUAAACGGAGCGUUUUUCAGGCAAACCGGCCAUGCUGGUGCAUCAUCGACCUUUGCUAGGGCUUCGAGCCUAAGUGCUAGACCAUCUUCACUUGUGGCUACAAUGACAGUCACUGCUGGUUCACUCAACUGUAGGAAGGGCUCCCACUGCUAGCUUUGAAAACCUUAUGACUAGCGGUUUAAGAAGUAUUUUUAUUUCUAGUUUUCCCUUUUUUUGGCCUAAUUUUAAAGAUGAUUAAGAAUGUAAUGAAACGACAACCUCUGCAUGUUGACUGAAAUUAAAUCCUAUCGUUAAUUUGUACUAGUUUACUGUAUGAUGGAGCAAAGCAUGCAACUGCAGUUUAGCGUUGAUUUAAUGUUAUCCUCUAUAUUUGUCUAAAGAAUACUUUUUUU